Molecule: messenger RNA, 1326 nt
Organism: Eublepharis macularius
Lineage: Eukaryota; Metazoa; Chordata; Lepidosauria; Squamata; Eublepharidae
Product: G-protein coupled receptor 143-like
Exons: 9
Coding region: 1-1215 (404 amino acids)
Biological process (GO): regulation of calcium-mediated signaling; G protein-coupled receptor signaling pathway; melanosome organization
Cellular component (GO): melanosome membrane; plasma membrane
Molecular function (GO): L-DOPA binding; L-DOPA receptor activity; dopamine binding
Source: RefSeq, a predicted model, not a curated record
AUGGCUUCCCCGCGGGCGCAGCGCUUCUGCUGCGCGCCGUCCAGGGUGGAUGCCCUGCGCGCCUUCCAGCCGCGCCUCUGGAACUGGUUGUGUUUGGGCAGCGCGGCGCUGGGCCUGCUCGGGGUGGCUGGGCUGAAGGCGCUCGGCCGGCAGGCCUCUUGCCGCCCUCCUGAAGGCCCGCCGACCGAUGCCGGGGCGCUCUGGGCAGGCUCCCUCGCCAGCAACUGCCUCGGCACCGCGGGAAUCCUGGCGCGUUCAGUGCUGUGGCUGGCCGUGCCUCCUGGCCAUGGGACGGCUUUUCCGCUCUGCGUCGGAGUCUUGACCUGGGUGCAGUACUGGUUUGCCUCCCACUUCUGGGCCCUCUUCUGCUACUCGCUGGAGGCUUUUCUGCGGCUGCGCAACCCAACAGGCCACAGGUCCUUGGCCAUUUAUUACCUGCUUUGCUGGGGUGUGCCAGCCAUUCACUGCCUUCCAGGUAUUCAGCUGCUGGUGUUUCCUGCAGAUGCCUGCUGCAGCUCCCCCUGGCCACUGACACAAGUCCUGGAAGUCCUACAUUAUGCUGCUACCUACGUUGCACUCACCCUGGUGUUUCUGGGAAGUCCUGUGCUCUUUUCCAAGGCACUCCAGACAGUGCCUGCUUUGCUGCAGAGGGGUACAGGGAUGUACACAGCCAGUGAACGGAGCCAGGAGUUGCAGCUCUACAGGAGGUUUAUUGGCAUCUCAGUGGCUUUUGCUGCCUGCUGGACAGCAAAUGUACUGAAUGAGAUACUGUUGCUCCUGGAGCCAGAGCCCAUAUGGAGGCAGGAGACCCGGCGCUUGCUGCACCUGGCAGCCCUUACCUGCUGGAUUGCCAUGGCCAUUCUGAACCCACUAAGUGGGUUCUUGCUCACACUGGCAUUCUCUGCCAGGAGAUGCAGCUCUUGUGCCAAAAGGAUGAUGGCUGUCUGGAGAUCCUCAAGUAAAAGCACUAUGAACAGCACCAAGAACGUUGCCUCGCUCCCAGAAUCCACCUCUGACCCUGCAUUCGGCUUUCUGGUGGACCCAGGCAUGGUGGAGGCAUCCGGCCUCUUGGCUUCUGUGGAUACCAGCACUUCCAUGGACUUCAUUUUUGCAGUUGCUGAAAAUGGCUCCAUUCAACCUCUGAAAAAGGGUGAGGCUCUGGAAGGGGCAAGCCCCAGUGGAAUCUCCUGGGCUGGAGCCACAGAGGGUAAAUAAAGGCUGCUGUGUGCCCCCUCCCCACCUGGCAUCUUGCUUCUCUUCCCACAUGGCUGGCCUGGAAUGAUAAAGCUGUCUCACAAUCCCUGGAUCCUCAGCUGAGGAGAGGUA